Cervus elaphus (red deer) is the source of this 451-nucleotide messenger RNA. It is a transcript of the gene MTLN, whose product is annotated as mitoregulin. Gene Ontology annotation, biological process: positive regulation of mitochondrial membrane potential. The transcript is spliced from 2 exons. Lineage: Eukaryota; Metazoa; Chordata; Mammalia; Artiodactyla; Cervidae. The coding region runs from base 41 to 211 and encodes 56 amino acids. The record is from RefSeq and is a predicted model, not a curated record. Gene Ontology annotation, cellular component: mitochondrial inner membrane.
CCGCCACGCCGUAGCCGCGCUGCACGGCCCCGGGUUCGCGAUGGCGGACGUGUCCGAGAGGACGCUGCAGUUGUCUAUACUGGUGGCUUUCGCCUCCGGAGUGCUCGUGGGCUGGCAGGCAAACCGGCUGCGGCGGCGCUACCUGGACUGGAGGAAGAAGAGGCUGCAAGACAAGCUGGCGGCGACGCAGAAGAAGCUGGAUCUGGCCUGAGAUCCCCGCCCUGUUGGUCUCUGCCGACUCCCGCGCGACCACCUCGAGACCAUCUAGCCUGUCCCGUGCGGCGCCUCGGCCACAGCUAGGCCCGUCUCAUGCCCUCCGCCCGCAGUGCCCGGCUUGUCUUGGAGUUGCUCAUUGAAGAUGGAUGUGGAGAACUGGAGAGAAAUAAUUUCUCCUUGCACUUUAUGAAUCAAUUUUAUUUUUAAAAUAAAAAGUAAACGUAUUUGAACCUUU